ACAACGGAGCGACAUCAAAGAUGGCGGGAGCCUCCGACCCACUGGAGGACAUGCUCUUCACGGAGGUGGAUGAAAAAGCCGUCAGCGACCUGGUCGGUUCGCUCGAGUCUCAGCUGGGCGACAGAAAGACUCCCGCCGCUUCGCUUUCCGAUGGGAACCGGGAGGCAGCUCCGGCGGCCGCGGCUCAGUUCUCAGGGAAAGUGCGCGAUCAAGUGGGGUCUGCUGAGCCGCAACAAGGGCAUCCGAAAGCAGGGUUAACCCAGGAACCCGGCGCCAACGAGCCGCUCUCCGGUCCGAGCCUCUCCUCCUCUACCUCCUCCGUCGCUGCCGGAGCCGUGAUCACCACCGGAGCCGGGAUGCAAACUGUUGGAGCUGCUCCCCAGACUGCUUCCCCCGGACCGGGACCCGUAACUUUGCCCACUCCGCCCGCCGCCGCUGCUAGCUUCCACCGGGCGGCUGUCCUGGCUCCGAGCGCGGCUCCCAGCUCCUCCACCGUCCCACUGGCGGACGGUUCCCGGAGCGGAUCUCCCGCUCUGCUCAGUUUAAACGGAAACGGCGGAGCUGCAAAGUUGGUGAACUCGCCCGCGAUCCCGCCACCGGCCGGAGGCAGCACCGUGAUCAGUGCUGUCAGUGCCGGGGGGUCCGCGGUCAUCGCCCCCAUGACUUCUCAGCCCAGUUUCCCGGGACCGGCUCCCACCGUGGUCCUGCAGAGACACCCCGGCCCCGUGGCCAGCGUCACCCAGAACGGGAUGGACCCUAAGGUGGUGACCCAGGGUACCCCCCCAGCCUCCAGCUCUCAGGUGAUGAACCACAGCACCCCCCUGAUGCACACCAAGAUGCUGGUGCCCAGUCAGCCAGUGUCCGGAAACACCGUCAUCCUGACCAGCACCGCCUCUGCAGUCCAGUCCCCCAUCACCCAGACCGGGUCCAGUCCAGCUGCCAUCACCCUGACAGGGGUCAAACCUGCCAUGAACGGGCUGGCUCAGCCUGCGGUGGCUGUGGUGAGGCCUCCGGGCGGCCCGGUGGUGGCCACCUCCCUCCAGCAGCAGAGACCCGCUAUGGUGGCGAGCUCGACCCGGGCAGCUGCCCCUCUGGCUGUCCGGCCCCAGCAGCAGACCACCAUCCAGCUCCCCCCCGGCUUCAGCAUGCCUGCUGGUAUGGUUCUGGUGCGGACGGAGACGGGUCAGCUGGUCAUGGUCCCUCAGCAGGUCCUGGCUCAAGCUCAGGCCAAGACGCAACAGGCCCAGACGGUGGCCAACAUGACCCAGAGACCUGCCCCAACCACGGCUGGGGCCGCCAUCAGGGUCAGCACCACCACCACG
Messenger RNA from Paralichthys olivaceus (Japanese flounder), 1322 nucleotides. The record is from RefSeq and is a predicted model, not a curated record. Lineage: Eukaryota; Metazoa; Chordata; Actinopteri; Pleuronectiformes; Paralichthyidae.